AAAAAAAACAAGUUUAUCAAUGAAUUCUAUUUCUUAAUAAAUUUUAUGAAGAAUAAAGAAGAAGAUAAUAAUUCCUUAGAUCAAACAGAAGAAUUGUUUGUUCAAGAAGUAACAUCUUUUACUGAGCUAAAAAAUGAACCAAAAUCUUUGGAAGAAAACCAAGAAAAUGAGGAAAAAAGCCUAGGAAUUGAGGAAAUAAAGAAUAAUAUAUGUAAAAAACGUAUCUCAGAAGAUAAAGAGAGUAGUUUUGUUGAAAAAAUUGAAGGAAAAAGGCCUAAAAAAGACGACAAAGAAAAAGAAUUGCUAGAAAUCAAUCAAAGUCCAGAUUAUCAGUCUCAAUCAAUGUUUAAACCGUUUAAAACGUUUUCAGAGUCAUCUGUUUCACCUUUUUCUUCUUUAAAAUCUAAUAAUCCUAUGUUUGUCAAUUCAUCAGGCCAAUCAGCAAAAAAAGCAUUUGGAUCAAAUAUAUCAGGACCUAAUUUUGAAUCUCUUGUAUCUUCAUCAGAAAAAGAUACAAAAGAAAGCGUUUCUGAGGAAGAAAUAGCGAAUUCAUUAACAGAUACAUAUAAAAAGGCGUCAGAUAAAGCAUUUGGUAUAUUACUUGAGCAGCAAUUGAGUUAUCAUGAUAGUUUUGAUGAUAACAUGACAAAAGUAACUACAUUUGUAUUGGAACAAGAAGUAAAAACAGGAGAAGAACAUGAAAAAACAAUUUAUUCUACAAGAGCUAGACUUUAUGUUGUGGAUUCAGUUACAAAAGAUUGGAAAGAACGAGGAAUUGGAACAUUACGUGUAAAUAUUGAUGAAACUCAAGGAAUAAUUAAAAGAUCACGACUUGUUAUGAGGGCCGAUGCUGUAUAUAAAGUUAUUUUAAAUGCAUCUCUAUUCAAAGAAAUGUUAAUUGAAGGUGGAAAUAUUGAUGAUUCUGACGAAUGUAAUCUUGAUAAGUUUUUAAAGAUCGUUGCUCUUGAAGACGGAAAGCCUACACAAUUUGCAAUAAAAGUAAAAGAUAAUACUAUUGCACAACAAUUACGUCAACAUAUUCUAUCUGCUCUUCCUGAUAAAAAAAUACAACUCUAAAUCAUUACUACACAUUCUUCAUACUGAUUCAAUCUUCAUUCACU
This is a messenger RNA of Pneumocystis carinii B80, 1121 nucleotides long. RefSeq lists its product as hypothetical. Gene Ontology annotation, biological process: intracellular transport. The record is from RefSeq and is a predicted model, not a curated record. Lineage: Eukaryota; Fungi; Ascomycota; Pneumocystomycetes; Pneumocystales; Pneumocystaceae. Bases 46 to 1077 code for a protein of 343 amino acids. Gene Ontology annotation, molecular function: GTPase activator activity. The transcript has 5 exons. Gene Ontology annotation, cellular component: nuclear pore; cytoplasm.